Protobothrops mucrosquamatus (brown spotted pit viper) is the source of this 989-nucleotide messenger RNA. RefSeq names its product C1q and TNF related 3 (gene C1QTNF3). The coding region runs from base 14 to 982 and encodes 322 amino acids. The transcript is spliced from 6 exons. Lineage: Eukaryota; Metazoa; Chordata; Lepidosauria; Squamata; Viperidae. Gene Ontology annotation, molecular function: protein binding. The record is from RefSeq and is a predicted model, not a curated record.
UAAGGACCUAGCAAUGUUGAGUCAUAUAGUACUAAAGGACAUCCUCAACUGGAGUCUCCUGCUUUUGCUUCUGUUUCUUCAUUUUUGCCUGGGCGAAGAAGAAAACAUGGAGGUGAGCAGAAGAGAUAAUAAUCCAGUGGCCAAAGUUUUGGAGAGCCACCACCAGACUGGUCAUAAAGGUUCCAGCAGCAGGGAAAACUUGAGACAGCGGAGCCAACUAUAUAAGUGGACGGUUGAGGCAGUUGAUGGUACUAGUCCUUCUACUGACCAAAAUGCCUUGAAACCAGAAGUAGAUGAUGUAGCACAGACUACCUCAGACAGAGUCCAGACAACACAGAGUGGACCUCAAAGCCCACCAGAAUGUGGUUGCCGGGGGGAUUUUGGAUUUCGAGGUUAUCAAGGCCCACCUGGACUUCCAGGACCUGCUGGAAUCCCAGGAAACCAUGGAAACAAUGGAAAUAAUGGAUUACCUGGCACAGAAGGAUCGAAAGGUGACAAAGGAGACAAGGGGGACUUGGGACUCAGAGGUGAGCGAGGCCAUCAAGGACAUAAAGGAGAAAAAGGUUAUCCUGGCAUCCCGCCAGAGCUGCAGGUUGCAUUUAUGGCUUCAAUGGCAACCCACUUUAGUAAUCAGAACAGCGGAAUAAUCUUCAGUAGCGUGGAAACCAACAUUGGCAAUUUCUUUGAUGUAAUGACUGGACGAUUUGGCGCUCCAGUGAAUGGGGUUUAUUUCUUCACCUUUAAUAUGAUGAAGCAUGAAGAUGUUGAAGACGUCUCUGUGUACUUGAUGCAUAAUGGCAACACAGUAUUCAGUUUAUACAGCUACGAAUCCAAGGGAAAAUCUGACUCGUCAAGCAACAGCGCAGUGCUUAAACUUGCCAAAGGAGACGAAGUGUGGUUGCGGAUGGGCAACGGGGCACUGCAUGGAGAUCAUCAACGCUUUUCCACUUUUGCUGGGUUCCUUCUUUUCGAAACCAAAUAGGUCUACU